This is a messenger RNA of Penicillium brasilianum, 2894 nucleotides long. NCBI's taxonomy places the organism in Eukaryota, Fungi, Ascomycota, Eurotiomycetes, Eurotiales, Aspergillaceae. The record is from the annotation of a GenBank genome assembly.
UGAAUCCGAGACCACGCCAGGGAAAUUUACGUGACAUUCGCCCAAAAUGCCAGCAACAGUGGAUUCUUCCAGCUCGAAAAAGCGCAAGAGCACCAAAAUUGCCGGUGCCCCCUCCAAGCGCCGCGCUGUGGCCGAAGAAGAUGGCUUCGCCGAGACCUUGUCAAAGGUUCAAGAGCUGGAGAAUCAAAUUGCGGAGUCGCGCAAAUACUACAACAACAUUGCCACUUUGAUUUCGAUGCUGAAUGUGGAACCAACCGCGAAGAAGCCAGAUCUGGCAGUGGCCGUCUCACUUUGCCGAGUGUUCAGUCGAUUGAUGGCGGCUGGAAACUUGUCCGAGAGCAGUCGCGAUGCCGAGAAUGAGAAGAUCGUGGUGGCAUGGUUGAAAGAGCGAUACUCGGAAUACCAGCGCGCAUUGUUGUCAAUCAUUCGUGAGGCUGAUACUACCUCCCAGGUUACGGCCCUCACUCUGAGCAUGCGCCUCGUGAAAGAAUACAUUACACACAUUCCCGGAGCGGACAGCAGUAUCUGGUCUGGCCUGUUCAAGGAUGUUAUCGAGGCUCUCGUGGAGGCACAGGACGGCGAGGAAGUGCGGGCUGAAUUUAUCACAAAGUUCAUGAAAGAAUAUGAAGAUAUUCGCUACCAAACAUUUGCGCAAAUAGCUGAGUAUGCCGCUGCUCGACGAAAGACCCCCAUCAUUGAGAUCCUUAUUUCCCUCCUUUCGGCCUGUGAUGAAGCUCCGGCCUCAGAUCACGAAAUCGAUACCGAAAACUUCUUCGCAAAGCCCGACCCAGCGAACAAGCGCCUCCGCACUGUCCAUGGCCACAAGAGGCGAGCACAAGACGCAUGGCUGGCCAUCCUUCGGAAUAAUCUCUCCCAGCCGCAGCGGAAGGCCCUUCUGCGUAUGAUGGUGCACACUAUCGAGCCUUGGUUCACGCGGCCUGAACUCCUCAUGGAUUUCCUGACAGACUCAUAUAACGAGGGCGGUGCUACCUCUCUCCUUGCUCUGUCGGGUCUGUUCUACUUGAUCCAAGAGAAGAACCUGGACUACCCACAAUUCUACGCAAAACUUUACUCGCUCCUCGACGCGGACCUGCUGCACUCCAAGCACCGAUCACGCUUCUUCCGCCUGCUCAACACUUUCCUCGCCUCUACCCAUCUUCCCGCCUCCCUCGUGGCAAGCUUUAUCAAGCGUCUCUCUCGUCUUGCACUCAAUGCGCCUCCCUCGGCUAUUGUAGUGAUCGUGCCAUUCAUGUACAACCUGUUCAAGAGCCACCCCACGUGCACUUUCAUGAUGCAUCGUGAGAUUCGCGAUAAGAAGCUUGCCGCUGAGAUUGAAGCUGAAGGCAUGGAGGACCCCUUCGAUCCAAAAGAGACGGAUCCUACCCGCACCAAUGCCAUCGAAAGCAGUAUCUGGGAAAUUGAGACGCUUCAGUCCCAUUACCACCCCAACGUCGCGGCCAUUGCCCGGAUCAUCUCCGAGCAGUUCACGAAACAGGCUUACAACUUGGAAGACUUCCUUGACCACACCUAUCAGGGUAUGGUGCAUGGCGAGCUUGGCACUGGCGAGAAACCUUUGCGGAAGGUUCCAGUGGUCGAAUAUCAAAUCCCGAAGCGUAUCUUCACGGACCGAUUGCUGGAAGAAGAUGGUGGUGUGGACUCUGGAGCUGGGUCAUUCAUGCGCGGACUUUGGGACUUUUAGUCUUGAUGAUUCCACUAUCUCAUGUUUAGUGACCGCCCAAGGGCUUGACUUUUUGAUGUACCUUAGCCUUCAGUUCUUUGAUACUCUUGCAUCUAUAUACCGGAUAAUGUCCAGCAACUCUUGCCUGUCCCUUGUUCUAGGCCCACCCCAUGAUAUGCACCAUGAGGCACCCAAUCGGUCUUAAGCAGGUCAAGUUGUUUUAACUCCGUGGUAAAUAAUCCUGCGGCUCUCUCAAAUGUGACAGAAUCAAACUACGCCGGAACAGCCAUCCCGUCAGCCCUGAAGUCACUCCCAGCUUCAAGGACCUGUCUAUGGCCUUCAUCAUGGAAUACUCGUAUAAUCUGCCCUCUCCCAAACAUCUCCCUAUCCCACCCACAAACAACCUCCACAAUAUGACCUCUUCGACGUAAGUCGUCCACGACUGACGGGUCUACACCCUCUUCCACAUAAACUGUCCUUUCCCUUGCGCUAUCUAUAUGCUGAUGUCCCAUUGGCCCAAUGCACACUCUCGGUGCAUCAAGGGCCUGUUGUGGAUUCAUCCCGAAUACACGCAUAUUCAUCAGCAGCUGCACGUGUCCCUGCGGCUGCAUAAAUCCUCCCAUGAUCCCGAAUACGGUAUUCAACGAUCCGUCCCCGGGGUUCGUAGCCAUCGCGGGUAUAAUCGUGUGGUAUGGUCGCUUCCCCGGCGCAAGUGCAUUUGGAUGGCCAGGCAGCAGGGAGAAGUUGGCACCGCGGCUCUGCAAUGUGAAACCGCAACCGCGCGGGAUGAUUCCGGUUCCGAAGCCGUGAUAAUUGCUAUUUACCACGGAGGCCGCGUUACCAUCCCUAUCGACGACGGCAAAGUAUACCGUAUCGCAUGAAUUCAAGGCAGGGCUACCGUGGGUAAUGAGGUUCGAGACUGUGGACGAGUUGAAGAUGUGUGCCCUUUUCGCUAUGUAUGAGUCUGAUAGGAGAUUCGGAAUAUCUGAGUGGGUUGAAUCUCCGAUCCACCAGGAGGCGUCUGCGAAGGAAAUGCGGAGAACCUCAACCAGAGCAUGUAUGUACUCCGCGGAGUUGUGUCGGAGACUGAGCAAGGGAGGGAUCUUCCUGGCCCGUUCCAACUCUUCGAACAACUUGAGUGCCAUGAGUGCAACGAGACCCUGUCCGUUAGGUGGAUGUUCCCAGAUGUCAACCUCUUUGUUGAAUCGAACACAGA